GCGACCUUAUAUAUAAACGUAUUAUUAAAUUUUCUAUUGUUUAAAAUUAACAAAAAAAAAACAACAAAUAAAAAAUGAGCAAGAAGGUUAGCAUACGAUAUCUUAUUGAUGUUGCAAUUGGAAACCCAGAGCCUGGAAUUGUAAAUUUUAAUGCCCUUUACACUGUUCUUCAAGCAAUUUCUCAGAAACUUGAUCUUAAAGAUGAGGAAAUUGAAAUCGACAGUUCUUUUUGUCCAAUUUCAACAAAUACUUUUGGCAGUAAAAGUAACGUAUCAUCAGAAAGAUUAAUGGAACAUCAAGUAUAUGAUAUUCUACCGAUGUCGGAUAAAAUUAAAGAAGGCCAACAAAACAUGUGCAGUACAUCAAAAGAAGCUUUUCAAAGUAAAAAUUCAACAGAAAAUAAAAAAGCUCAUCGUUUUGUGUCACUACAAGACCAGCAAACUGCCGAAGAUCGUAAAGUUGCAUUUGGUCACACUGAAACUAAGAACGAUGAUGAAGAAAUGUCAAGCCUUCACGGAUCCAAGAAGUCUAAGAACUUUGAAAUCAGGCAACAAGUUGAUUGUCUCUAUUCCAGAUUAGACAAAAUUGAAAAUAUAGCCAUAUGGAGUGUAGACACUGAACAGAGCGUUGAGUGCCUUCGACAAAUAGUACAGAUGAUUCAAGAUAAAAUGGAUUUACUCGAACAAUCAGUAUGUGAAUUAAAAGAUAAACAAUUUAUUCGGGAAGACGAUAAAACAGCUUGCAGAUUGAGAUCGGAUUAUUUGAAAUUGUCAGUUAGUACUAAUAUCCUGAGAAAUGAGCUGGAUGCUUUGAAGAACUCAAUUAUAAGUGGUAAUUACAAAAACUUACAAAUGAAGGUAACUUCUGAAACACCUCAUGGAUCAGCUGAUUUCAAAAGGCUUGAAGAUCAAUUAAUUGAACUCAAAUCUAAUGUUUGUGUUUUGAAUGAAAAGAUUACACGCUUAGAAGAAUAUAAAGCUAAAACUGAUGAAAACUCCUCGAUGGUUACACAAGAUUUGUUUCAUAAUCAAAUGUUGGGUCUCAAAACUAAAAUUGAAAAUUUAAUUUUACAAACCAAACAUCAGGUUUUUGAAGAACUUGGAAACAAGAUCGACGAAGUAAAAAAAACAACAAUGGAUAAAGAAGGACUUGAAGAACUGUUAUCAGAAAAAGCUGAUUAUUCGAUGCUUCAUCAAAAAGUUUCGGUAGAAAAUAUGACUGCUGAACAUCGUAAAUUUGAGAAACAAUUAGCUGAAAUCACUAAUUGUGUUGUCAUUAAUGAAGAGCAUGUUCAGAAACAAAUUGAUGAGAUUAAAAGAAUUGUUGGCGAGGAAAAUAUCCUUGCCAUGUUCAACGAUUUCAAAUCAACAUUCAAUAUACAAAUUAAAAGUGUGUCCGACGGAUUAAAAAAAUUGUCUUCAAUAAAGCCUGAUGUCGAUGCAGCAGCCACAAGGCUAAAAGACUUGGCAUGUUUAUCUUGCGAUCGGGAUGUUGUUAUGAAAGCAACCGAGACAAAUAAUUUGGUUAAAUUCAAAGAUGCACAUGUAUCGAAAACAAUGAGUUCUUCCAUUACAUUUGAGGUAGGAAAAUUGAGACAAGCUGGAAAAGUUGGGCUUUUCUAUGAUGAUGACAUUAUUUUUGAGUUGGACAAAAAAUUUCGUCACAGUGGUGGUGUUCAUACCAUUGUCACUAACAGAGAUCGUAUUCUUAAGACAAGAGUCCGAAACAACAAUUAAAUCAAUUAUGUAUUAUGAUUUACUUGUUACAUCUACCCAGAAUCUAUUAAUUUGAAAUAAAAAUUGUUGUUGAGCAAAUA
Episyrphus balteatus (marmalade hoverfly) is the source of this 1816-nucleotide messenger RNA. RefSeq lists its product as uncharacterized. Lineage: Eukaryota; Metazoa; Arthropoda; Insecta; Diptera; Syrphidae. The coding region runs from base 75 to 1736 and encodes 553 amino acids. The transcript has a single exon. The record is from RefSeq and is a predicted model, not a curated record.